Meloidogyne enterolobii is the source of this 483-nucleotide messenger RNA. The record is from the annotation of a GenBank genome assembly. Lineage: Eukaryota; Metazoa; Nematoda; Chromadorea; Rhabditida; Meloidogynidae.
CGGACUGUUUAAAAUUAAUCUUUUUGUCUCAUUGAAUAUGCCACAGGGAAAUAGGAGAAAGUCCGACCAUUUUGUGCACAAUAAGGAAAAAGCUUGAAGGAGAAAAAAUGCAUCCCUAAACCUUGGUUUACCUUAAUCUUUUGCUUUUGAUGCUAAUAAUUCAUUCAGGGUUUGGCAUUAACAUUGGUGGUGGAACUGAUGCCCCUUAUGUUAAAGGAAAUACAGGUAUCUUCGUCUCGCGUGUUCGAAGGGAUGAGUUGCUUGAUUUAAUUUGUGAAGGAGAUCGGAUCAUUGCGGUUAAUGAUAUUAUUUUGGAAAAUAAGAAACAUCGUGAGGCUGUAAGUCUUUUGAAUAGUCUUGAGGGCGUUUGUACUUUUACUUUGGAGAGGAAAAGUUUUAAUGUUAACGAGGUUUGUUUUAUAAAAUUUUAAACAGAGCAUUUUAAAGAUUCCUCCCUCCGAAAACAAAGUGCUUACAUUUAGC